CUAAAUUUCUGAAUGGAAAUGAAGAAGUUGUGGCCAGUCUUCUGAGCUUGGGCAGACUGUAAGCGAAUGGUGUGAGUAGGAAGUGGGAGGCGGCAUUGUGUAGACUGGACAUUUGUUGUUCUGCAUCUGUUUCUCUCAAGCGUAUCUUUUAUACUGAGGGAUCAAUAACCGGCUCCAAAAAAAAUAGUAGCUAAUGGAAACUCUUAAAUAUAAUAAGAUCAUUUUGAAGGUUUUGUUUAUACAAUAAUAGACUGCUUCCUUUUAUUUCCCCUUUUUUUCUUAUCUGUGGCUGCUGUGAACGCAACUGGAGACGAUGGAACAAAACUCGUGCACGGAGGAUCGUCUGCAGCAUGUCCUUGAACGCUGCCUCUGUGACCUUGAAUUCAACACUCCUGACAAGCAACUUUGGAACGCCGGUCUGUGCAUGAACCGCUGGUGUUUGGAGGAACUGGUCAUGAGAGAUCCCCACAACUUCCCGUUCCUUCUGCAGACAAUUCUCAAGAAAACAAAGGAGGUGCUUGUGCAAUGUCGGUACGAAUUGGUGGUGCCGCUUACUCUCCUGUUUUCCUCAACACUUUUAAAAACACCUUACCUACACCCAGAUUGUAAUGUGCUGUUGGAAGCUUACCUGCUUUUCCACCAAUUCCUGUCCUGGCCGGAUCCUUACUGCACCGCCUGCCAACGCCUGCUGAAUAUCAUCUACAAUGAGCUCAGAGCACCAGGCAUAUCGUUUCAAAGACUGGUGAAGACGGAGCACGGCAUUGCCACCGAGAACCAACACUCUAAAACCAUGAUCGUGCUCUUAGUGAGUCCAGAUGAAGAUAUCCCGCCUGAGGUCCAAUCGGUCUCCAAGCAGCUGAGCGUAAGCCAUCAGUCCAAGCGAGACAUCACUAUCACCCUCAUUUUGCACAGCUUCCAAGCUGCUCUGGGCACCAAAAUCCACCUGCAGGGACUCCGUGAUGCCUUGCAGACAAAACAGCCGGUUGAGCUGGAGCAGCUACUGGAGAAGGUAACUUGCUGCAUGGAGACAGCAGCUUCCACAGCAGAUCUUAGCACUGCCCGAGAGUGUCUUGUACAGACGCUUGAUGGGCUCAGACGAGGCCUUCUUCCCACAAGUGCACACGAUUACUUGGAUACUGGGUUCGCUGAGACUUUCCUGCUACCCUUUCCCCAAUGUCACACCAGAUACUGGGAAAACGACAACUUUGAUUUUCUCAAUACUAUUCUCAUGAAAGAAUGCUACCUGGAUUCCUCUCUGGCAUGUCUCACAAGAGAUGAGGAUGAUGUGAAGGAAGAAGUCAUGCAGAGCAGCAAAGCGGAUCAGGGCUUGGAGAAGCAUUCUCUCUCCACGCCACCUUCCUCUUUGAGGGACUCGUUGUCCUGUCACUCUCCGUCUUCCAGCUCUUCGGUGUCCACAACAUGUGCCUCAUUAUUUGUGGAAAGUGACUUCGCUGAAGUCGGAGGACAUAAGGGCACAGCUGAGGGACAAAAGAGUGAGUCAAAACGUAGAAAGAAGCCCAAGAAGAAAUCCAAAAGCCUCCUAGGCAUGGAGAACUUCGCCUUGUUUUUCAAGAACCCACGCAGUCUUGGGACACAGCUCAAACAAUCUCAAUCCAACCAAGAUCAACUUCUGAAUGCAUUUACCGUGUCGUGUCCUCUCACCGGUGAAGAGCCUCUUUCCCCCCAGAAGCAUCUUUGCAUCCGCAGAAGGCCCAUCCUGAGCUGCACCGAAACCGAUGCAGAGCAGGCUCUGGUGCAAGUCCUCGUCUUCGGUCGGGACAGAGAGGCCGGACGACUGGCGAGGGCUUACAGCAACCUGCAGGAGAAAGAGUCAAAAUGUCCCAGGCUCACCAAAAUGUGCCGGUUGCAGUUUUACUUUGUUCCCUCAAAAAGAACAUUUACAGGAAUUCCCAGAGAAAGACAAUCAUCAGGACAUCCAACUAAAGCUGCCUCUGUGCCUAAUGGUAUUUGCCGAGAUGACAGCACCACAGAUUUAGCCCAGAUGUUGGGAAUGAUGGAUCCCUGGUAUGAUCGGAGUGUCCACAGUCUGCUCAGUCUCUCUUCAGAUGUACUUUGUCAGCCUGCAUGGAAAGAAGAAAGUGUCUCCGAAAAUAACGGCCGGGAGGUGGAGCUUCCUUUGAUGGCUGACUUGAUUCUUUACUACUGUAGGCAUGCAGACCAACCAGUCCUGGUGCAGCUCUACCGGGCUGAGCUGACCCUGGCUGACGGAGAGAAGAGAAGUGAAGUAUUUAUUCAUUCAGUAGAGCUCGGACACACGGCUGCAACCAGAGCGGUCAAGACCAUGGGUGCUGCCAGCAAGAGGUUUGGGAUUGAUGAAGAGAGCGAGGCUGUCCCCUUAAUGCUGAGUGUGGCCUACAAUAAGGUGGCCUGCAGUGGAAGGAGUCAACGGACCCAAGCAGAAAUGCUUUGCACAUCCGUCAAUAUUCACAAAGCCUUCAGCAAAGCUGAGCAUUUAGAGUAUAGAAACGAAAGCUUAUGGCUCUCAGUGACGGAAGUCCCAAAAAAGCACUGCUCCAAGUCUAAAAAGAGCAACAGCCAGAAUUCCUCGAAAUCGGAGGUGAACGUCAACAGAGUUGAGGUCAGCGGUGGGAAAGCUGGGACAACCUUUGCUGUGUGUCUGGAUCAAGACGAGAGGAAGUUUCUGCAAAGCGUCACCAGGCUUGAAGUGUCUUUGUGCUGCAAACCGGGAAGCAGUUCAGACUGGAAAUACAAACCUUCACCAGGCCAAGUCCAGCCUCUGCACCCAUCUUACUGUUCCAUGCUUUGCCUUCCCUUCAUCUCUUUCUCUGCCUCGCAUGCCUGAAAACACCUUGACUGGAAUGGACCACCAACAAUGGCGACAAAAAGAAAAUAGAUGAAAAGAUGGGGGGGAAAAAAAGGCAACAUUGUUACACAGCUCUGUUUCAGGUUUAUUCUGCAACACAUUAUGGAGUGGAAGCGUGUGGUUUUGUUGUUGUUGUCAUUUUUGUUGUUAGAGUCAUUCUCAGUUGUCAAGACUUUCUUCAACAUCGCCUCAAGAUAUGUGCUCUUUAUAAGUAAUAGUCCAGUAUUUUUAAUCGCUGUACUAUAUUUAAAAAGAUGCCGUUUUUUUGUGUGUGUUAUCUAUGAAUAUUUGUUUUUAGGCUGUUUAUGGCAUUAUGUUUUGCAAAUUUUGUCUCUCUCUCUCUCACACAUG
Messenger RNA from Hippocampus comes (tiger tail seahorse), 3196 nucleotides. RefSeq names its product phosphoinositide 3-kinase regulatory subunit 5-like. The transcript is spliced from 17 exons. NCBI's taxonomy places the organism in Eukaryota, Metazoa, Chordata, Actinopteri, Syngnathiformes, Syngnathidae. Bases 314 to 2824 code for a protein of 836 amino acids. The record is from RefSeq and is a predicted model, not a curated record. Gene Ontology annotation, molecular function: 1-phosphatidylinositol-3-kinase regulator activity. Gene Ontology annotation, biological process: G protein-coupled receptor signaling pathway; positive regulation of MAP kinase activity. Gene Ontology annotation, cellular component: phosphatidylinositol 3-kinase complex, class IB.